CUUUCCACUUUCCAUUUCUUCAAUUCUUCACUUUCCACUUUGACCUCAAAAUCCAAAGCUUUUUCACAUCAAUGGCGUUGGAAUGGGUUGUUCUGGGCUACGCUGCCGGAGCAGAAGCAAUCAUGCUCCUUCUCCUUACAAUCCCGGGUCUUGACCCGCUCCGACAAGGCCUAAUCUCUGUGACCCGAAAUCUCCUCAAGCCGUUCCUCUCAAUUGUACCUUUUUGCCUCUUCCUCUUAAUGGAUAUCUACUGGAAAUACGAGACCCGACCCACUUGUGAAUCGCCCGAAUCUUGUUCCCCAUCUGAACACUUACGUCAUCAGAAAUCAAUUAUGAAGUCUCAGCGUAACGCGCUUCUCAUCGCGUGUGCUAUAACCUUUUACUGGUUGUUGUAUGCUGUUACUGGUCUCGUUGUGAAAGUUGAGCAGCUGAAUAAGCGCGUGGAGAAGUUGAAGGCUUCGGAUUGAUCUGGUAUGAUUUGAUGGAUCGUGUUUUUGGGUCUUUUUAGUUUCGGAUCGGAUGUAAGAUCCAUUUUUUGUUGCUGCUGCUAAAUAUGGAGUAUUUAGUGAAUUGGGUAUCAUUUUUUCUGCUUUAGUUUAAGUUAUCGUUGAAUAUUUAUGUUGCUAAGCUUAUUACAUGUUAUAUUACUAUGCUGAUUUUUGAUAUUCUACUGUUUAAAGGUAGUGCCUUUUAUUAAAUUUUGGAUUUGGUUAUUAUUA
Nicotiana tabacum (common tobacco) is the source of this 719-nucleotide messenger RNA. RefSeq lists its product as uncharacterized. Lineage: Eukaryota; Viridiplantae; Streptophyta; Magnoliopsida; Solanales; Solanaceae. Gene Ontology annotation, cellular component: endoplasmic reticulum membrane; endoplasmic reticulum. The record is from RefSeq and is a predicted model, not a curated record. Gene Ontology annotation, biological process: intracellular protein transport; endoplasmic reticulum to Golgi vesicle-mediated transport.